Messenger RNA from Rotaria sordida, 2450 nucleotides. Lineage: Eukaryota; Metazoa; Rotifera; Eurotatoria; Philodinida; Philodinidae. The record is from the annotation of a GenBank genome assembly.
GCUAUCAAAAUCACUAUUUCAAUGUCAAUAAUGAGUUGUCAUUCAGGAAAAAAUUUGAAAAACAAAAGAUGCCUUAAACUUUUUUUGGGCCACUUUAGAUACACAGAUGGUCCCAAUAGAAAAUAUGAAACACAGUACUGUCCGACUGUGCACUUGGAAUGUACAUACUCAUGUCAGUACUGCGGUAUACUAUUCACGAGACUCUUUUCCCUAUAAUUUCAGAAAGUCUGAAUUUGAUAAGAGUGUACCGGGUACCACAAUACUGAGUAUUGAGAAGCCAAAGGUUAUCAAGCCUACAGUUUCCUCACCAGUUUCUAUCGAAAGAUUCACGUUCUCUACGACAGCUAGUUAUUCAGUAACCCAUGUAUACAAUAUUAUCGUAAUGGCUACACACGCGACGCCGUUUCAAAAAACAUAAGUAUAUCAUAUAAGCGGUCAAACAAGUAUCGCGAAAGCUAUCGAACAGUCUAUCUAGGCAUGGGAGUGCCAUGGAAACUUGAUACGUCAGGAAAACGUCGAAGCGCGAAUCUCGACGUGAGGGUGCCAAAAAUGUGAAAUCGGAGCAGAAAAUUUUUUGGAACGUUCUACAAGAUGGUAGCGUUUUCACAGCUCUUCUUUGAAUUGAAAUGGGGGGAUAACACAAAAAAGAUUUGCUAGUUUUCUUUGAUUUGAAGAUUGAUUUGGAAAAAGCAGGAAUUCCGUGGAAGAGAUGUUUUCGUUGUAAUUACGUGUUAUGCGAAGAUGACUUUCAUACAUACGGUAGCAGGGUAUAACCGUUCAUCCUUGUAAGAUUAGUACAUACAUUCCCGGUACGCUAGUAUGAAAUUCAUACUUUUGAGGUAUGCCAUUUUUCGGUACCUAGUUACAUGGUAACGGUAACGGCUCAGCCCUCUACAAGAGACAUAUGAAAUGCUAUUUUGUGAAACACGAUUGAAAAUGAGUGUUGAAAUUUAGAGUGAGAAAAGUGAGCCUUUCCCUGCCUCACAGACCAUGACAAAUAUUUCGAUAUGUCUGUCAUGAUCUGUGACACUAUAAGAAAUUUUGAUAUGGUGACUUAAGUUCGUCAAUCAAUCGGGACAGACAUCACAAGAUAUCUGCAUAAUAUGGUUAAAGCUGCUCUGCCAUGAUUAAAAUUUCUAUUCCAUAUGAAUUGAGCUGAAGUUUUUUUUUUUAUUAUUUUCUAGUUUCUUAUUCCAGCUGCGGACACGACCUAUUACUGCAAAAUAUUCAAAGCACCGUCAUUUAAAGGAAAGCGUCAUGUUAUCGCGCAAAAAUUUGUAAUCGACGACAUAAAUGUGGAUAUUGUUCAUCAUAUGGUAGUUUAUGAAUGUGAUCCAUCAACAGUAUUUCCAGAUGAUAACAAUUUGCCGAACAAUGAAUGCGAUUAUGCUAAUGCUCGCAAUGACGGUUCCGAAUUGUGUAGAACAAACAUUGCAACAGUUUGGGCAAUUGGUGGAGACUUGAUUGAAGAACUUCCGGAAGAAGGUGGUUAUCCAGUUGGAAGCGAUUUCGAUAUCAAGUACUAUCUAUUAGAAAUGCAUUAUAAUAAUCCUCGUUUGAUUUCAGGUCGUCGUGACAGUUCUGGAGUACGAUUCUAUGUUUCGCCAACAUUACGACAAUAUGAUCUCGGUUAUUUGACAUUCGGAACCACAGCAAAUGCACUAGCCAUAGCUAUUCCACCAAAUACUACUCGUUUCAAUGUUGAUUCAUAUUGUCCUGCGCAAGCAACAAAAAACUUUCCGAAAGAUGGCAUCACUGUAAUAACAGCAUAUGCACAUGCUCAUAACCAAGGACGUAGUGUAUGGACUAAAUUGAUUCGAAACGGUACAGCUAUUCAAUACUUGUUUAAUACUGAAUCAUUCGAUUUUAAUUAUCAAUUCGAACAUAAACUACCAAAAAGAAUUCAGUUAUAUCCCGGCGAUGAGUUUGCUACACGUUGUGUCUAUUCCACAGAAAAUAAAAGUGUUAUUACAUUGGGUGGCGAACCUUCGACAAGCGAAAUGUGCACGCAAAUAUUUAUGUAUUAUCCAAGGAUGAAUAAUAUUUACAGUUGUUUAUCUGCAAUAAGUAAUAAGUCGUGGUCAUUAAUGUACAAUGGAUCAAUGAAUGGUACGGAAACUUAUGGUUCGGAUGAUCACAAAAAUUUUGUUCAAUGGCUCUUAAAUCUUAAAUGAGAAAGUUUAGAAGUAGCAAAAAUUAAUCAGACAACAGGUCUUAUGAAAACUAUUGGAAUAUAUCCAGUUGGUACAUUUAGUGUUGUUAUGGCCAACGCAUUAAAACGUCGAUUGUAUUAUAAUAUUAUUGAUUCGACACUCUAUAGUAUCAAUAUUGAUACAGGAGGACUAGAUGUUAAUAUUGAAAUACCAAUAGAUUAUACAAUUUAUGCGAUAAACAGCAAACGCCUGGUUUUUAGCUCAAAUCAUCAUCAUCACAGCAAAACAGGAAAUUAA